Messenger RNA from Drepanopeziza brunnea f. sp. 'multigermtubi' MB_m1, 789 nucleotides. Lineage: Eukaryota; Fungi; Ascomycota; Leotiomycetes; Helotiales; Drepanopezizaceae. The record is from RefSeq and is a predicted model, not a curated record.
AUGAACAAAGAGAUCCAGAUCCAUUAUAAGCUGUACCUUGCCGCUUUGCUUAAUCGCCGAAACGGAAACUACAAGCUUAUCGCUUACCCGGAACCCUUUCAGCUCUUUAAAUGCAACAAUAGUGCUCGAAUGAUUGCGACCAAACACGACGCUAAUACUAAACGACCCGUGAACCGUAGUUCACGACAUAAGAAGAAGUUGUUUUCGGCAUUUAAAAAAGGAUUUGCUAUUGUGUUAGAUGCGGAAGCCAAGACUUACGGAGCCAAGUCCUUUUCCAAAGGCAAGAGCCGCCGAGCUAACGACCUUAUAAACGCCGACAAGUUAAAGGAUUUUAAAAAGAGCUUGCGACCGAUUGAGUUGUUCUCUAACGACUCCGAUUCAAGUGUAGAGAUCAAUCUAGAAAGUGCGAAAUCCACUCGUGAACUACGGUUCACGAGCCAAAUCGACGAUCCUGAGGCAUCAUCUUCUCAGCCGGAAUCUUCAGACCGCGCAUUCGAUAAGGCUAUAGAAGCCCUAAGUGACUUGCCCGAAGACGAAGACGAGCUCAGUGGCUCUAGACCCUACUCUGGCCUCGCUGACCCUCCGUCGGCCAAGUUCACACCUAUCAACGAGGCUACCAACAAGCGCAAGAACGACACGCGCUCCUUCACCCUUAAGGAUGCUGCUACUAGCACGUCAUCGUCCAAUGCUGGCCCUGCUAAGAGAAGAAGACCCUCCCAGCCUAAGGAAAACGAAAGAGUUAAGGACGUAAGCACGGAAAGAGACCAUGAGGAAGCUGCCGAGGCGUAG